Messenger RNA from Cuscuta campestris, 1580 nucleotides. Lineage: Eukaryota; Viridiplantae; Streptophyta; Magnoliopsida; Solanales; Convolvulaceae. The record is from the annotation of a GenBank genome assembly.
AACCCCCAAAUCUAAUAAUGAGAAAUUGAUUCCUGCUUUCAUUUUGAAGCUGAUUACUGAUGACUGAUGAGUUGUCUGAAAUUAAUUUUCAAAGGGGUUCCCUGCUUCCGGCUAAGCUAAGGAUAAAAAUAGGGUAGUGAAGGAGGCCGACGCUUACAUUGAUUCGAUAUAGGUCUCUGCUUAAGGUAAAUCUGCGAGAAGGGUGCUUUUCCGUCUACGGCGAUAGCGCAGUGUCUUGAAGUCGAAGCCGAGGUCGACAUCCGGCGAGACCGUUGAUUAGGUUCCGAUUUCCAAAGAUAAAUAGGCUGAGAGUUUCCACAAAGCUAUUCCAAGACAUCUGUAGUUUGAGUUAGUCUUUGCUGGUCACUAGUCUUUAUUCAAACUUGGGGGUAGUAUACAGCAGGUACUUGGCUUUUCCUCCCUAAAAUUGUUCUGAGAAAGAAUAACAUGUCUGAAGCCGGAAGAGUGCAUCCGGAAUGUCGAAAUGCAUCGAAUCCUUAUCACGAAUGCAGCGAGUAUUGCUUCAAAAUAAUUGCCGAAGCAAAGAAACAAAUGAAACAAACAGAACCAGUGCUAAUGCAACCUGAAGAUUGUAGUCAUCAAGCCCUCUCAGCUGAUGACUCUAAUAGGGAUCAGAAUCCUCUAGUUGGAGAAGAAGUGAUCGAAAAUCCCUGCAAAGACGUUUCUAAUCUUACAGGGAGAGAGAAAAAGCUGUUCGAGUUAAGGUUAAAGAUGAAUGAGGCAAGAAAAGCUAAUCAAACUGCCAUGGUGGCCGAGAAAAGAAAAAUGGAAGCACCUGAGGAGUCUAGAGGCAUGUCCAAGCAAAAAUGGGUUCAGGAAAAGAAGAAGAAAAUUGGAAAAUUGCUAGAGUCAAAUGGUUUGGAUAUGAGCAAGGCAUACAUGCUAGACACACAAGAAUUUGCAGAGGCAAAGUAUAAGAAGUGGGAAAAGGAGCCUGCUCCAGCUGGUUGGGAUGUUUUUAAUCAGAAAACCCUAUACGAAGCAUACAAGAAGAGAACAAAAAACAUUGAGGUUGACCUUGAAGAGUACAGUAAAAUGAAGGAGGCUGAUCCAGAGUUUUACAGAGAAGCUUCAAGUCUUCAAUAUGGGAAGGCUCCAAAAGUUUCUGAUGAUAAGAUUGAGAGAAUGGUGAAGGAGCUGAAGGACAAGGAAGAGAAGCGCAAAGCAUUUAGCAGGAGGAGAAGGUACCAUGAAGAGAAGGAUAUCGACUCCAUUAAUGAUCGCAACGAGCAUUUCAAUAGAAAGAUUGAACGAGCCUUUGGAAAGUACACGCUGGAGAUCAAGAACAACUUAGAAAGGGGAACUGCUUUGCCUGACUGAAUCGUAUCUCACCCGUGGUGGAUCUAGAAUCGUAUCUCACCUUUGGCACUCGGGGUAUAUACUCGGCUACAUGAAAUCCCUUGAAACAUUUUGAAUGCAUGAAAUAUUAAUGUUCGUGUACAAGGACUUUUUUUUUAUUGUUAUUAACUCUAUUAUAAUGUAAUAUGUAUUUGGGUUUAUUUGAUCAAUUGAAUCAUUUGUAAAAUUCAUUAGGACGGAGUAUUAUCUUUACCAUUUUU